AUGAAUUUCGAGACCAACGUGAAAUAUGAUAGCGAUAAAAAUAUCAGAAGAGCAUUGGGAUCUAUAACACUGUACUGCAUCUUUAUAGUGGUGACCACAGCGGUUGCCAUCUCAGUACGCCACCACUACUUAUACUACUUUAAUUAUGCCAUCAAGCGGCACUUUAUGAUCUAUGAACGAGUUGUAACGUACGAGGAAUGGUGGUCGGAACUAGCGGAAGUAUUUGUGCCAGAAGUAUUGCAAGAACCGCAGGCAGAAGAAAAUGACGAUGACACCACUAGUGGCGGUGAUGCUAGUGGCAAUCGAAGCCCGAAAGGUGAACUCAAUAUUUUACGUGAAAAUUUGCUACUGGGUAUACCACGUUUGCGGCAAAUACGCGUGGAGGCAGAGGAAUGCAGCGCCAGAAAGAAUUUUGUUAAACAUUUUCAUGGCAUUUGUUAUCCCAUAUAUUCGUAUUGGAAUCAGCAGACGACGGGCGAACAUGUUGGCACUGAAUAUGGCAUCGCAUCCGAUUUGGAUACGAUGCCAGUUAGCGGUCGCAUGCAUACCUAUUGGGGUGGUGGUUUCGUUCAGCCCUUGAGUCGUGAUUUAAAUGCAUCUCUGGACUUGGUGGUUGCUUUGGCUCAACUGGGAUGGCUAGAUCGUGGCACACGCUUGAUAAUUUUCGAAUUUACGCUCUACAAUCAUAACACUGACCUCUUCAAUAAUGUCAAAAUCCUCGGCGAAGUUCCUGCAACCGGUGGUGUUUUACUAUUUAUCGAAGUGAAAACAGUACAAAAAUAUGCUGUGUGGACGGGCAGUAUUUGGAUUAUUUUAGCAGCUGUCAUUUUCUAUCUAAUGGCACUGUACUAUCUCAUUGGAGGUAUAUUAGCGACAAAGAAGCAAGGUUGCAAAAAGUAUAUCAAAAACUUUUGGAAUCUAUGCGAUAUAGUAAUUUCGAUACUAGCCAGCGUAUCGUUCAGCUAUAACAUCUUUCAUCCGUUUUACCUGCGUUACUAUUUGAAGGAAGUCGAAGCAAAACCCACCGAAUAUCACAGUUUGGAUGUCAUUUGCUGGCUUAACAAAAACUACAUGAAUUUAAUGGCUGUUUUGACAUUUAUAGUUUGGGUUAAAGUAUUUCAAUUUUUCAAUUUCAAUAAAACAGCGCUCCGCUUGAAUAUGACUUUCGUGAAGUGCUACCGCGAUCUGCUCAACUUUGUUGUCAUCUUUCUCAUACUCUUCCUCUCCUAUGCCGUAUUCGGAAUGUUGCUCUUUGGUGAGGCGCAUCAAGACUUCGUCGUCUUUCCGCUAGCAUUUUGGAGCGUAAUGCGUAUGGUGCUAGCCGAUUUUGAUUAUGUAGCCGUAGAGAGAGCAAAUCGUGUGCUGGGACCACUAUACUUUCUAUCCUUCAUAGUAAUUGUCUAUUUCAUACUGAUUAACAUGUUCCUCGCCAUUAUUUUCGAUACAUUCCGUGAAAUCAAAAAGAUUGAAAUACCUUCAGAAAAUAAUCAGCUGUCGCAGUUCUUUAAAAAAUACUGGGAUAAGGGAAAAGCUGGUGGCAUGAAGGCACUGAAUACAAUUGGACUCUGCAAGCCUUCACGAUCGGCGAGAGGUGGCAAGCCGCUACGUGAUGUGGGCGCCGAAAAUGAGCCACCUUUUCCACCGAGGCCGAAGACGAAGAAGAUACAAGUUACAAGAGAUGAGAUACUUCGAAACUACUUCCAAGUUGUUAAUAAUAAGCGCGAUGCUGAGCAAAUAGACAGGCUAACUAAGCAUAUUGCCGCACUGGAAGAGAUAUUGGCUAAAAUGGGCAAUGAUAUAAAGCAUUUGGAGGCCGAAACACCAGACCCCAGCACACGACCAGAACAACCCAGACAGGUUAAAGCUCCGCCGCGUAUUAAGGUUUUUAUAGAUCGGAAAAAAUAA
This is a messenger RNA of Rhagoletis zephyria (snowberry fruit fly), 1905 nucleotides long. Its product is annotated as polycystic kidney disease 2-like 1 protein. The record is from RefSeq and is a predicted model, not a curated record. Gene Ontology annotation, biological process: detection of mechanical stimulus. NCBI's taxonomy places the organism in Eukaryota, Metazoa, Arthropoda, Insecta, Diptera, Tephritidae. Gene Ontology annotation, cellular component: membrane. Gene Ontology annotation, molecular function: calcium channel activity; calcium ion binding.